GCAAACAACAUGGUGAUCCACACUGCCUACAGGCACUUCCGCGAAAGCCAGGCCAGGCUAGGGGUCAGCAGGGGGACGCCACACAUCGUAACGUCGAGUGUGGAGCACGACUCAGUCCGCCUGCCGCUGGAGCAGCUGGUGAAGGAGAGCCUGGCAGAAGCCACCUUUGUGGCUGUGUCUCCGCAAACCGGGCGGGCUGAGGUGGAUGACAUUCUCGGCGCCAUCCGGCCAACCACUUGCCUGGUUUCUGUCAUGAUGGCCAAUAACGAGACUGGGGUCAUCAUGCCUGUAACGGAACUGAGCCAGCGCAUCCAUGCCCUCAAUCAGCAGAGAGUGGUGGAGGGGCUGCCCAGGAUCCUGGUGCACACGGAUGCGGCGCAGAUGAUUGGCAAGGGGCGCGUGGAUGUGCAGGAGCUGAGGGUGGACUACCUCACCAUCGUGGGACACAAGUUCUACGGCCCACGGAUCGGCGCACUCUACGUGCGUGGCCCCGGCACCACCACCCCGCUGUACCCCAUGCUCUUUGGAGGAGGACAAGAGAGGAGUUUCCGGCCGGGCACCGAGAACACCCCAAUGAUCGCCGGCCUUGGCCAGGCUGCAGAGUUAGUGAGCAAGAACUGGGAGGCCUACGAGGCUCAUAUGCGAGAUGUUCGGGAUUACCUGGAGGCCAGACUGGAGGCCUCCUUUGGGAAGCAAAGGAUCCACCUCAACAGCCACUUUAUGGGCUCCAAGCGACUCUGCAACACCUGUAACUUCUCCAUCCUGGGCCCAGGCCUUCAAGGGCGAAGGGUGCUGUCCCGCUGCAAGACGCUUCUCGCCAGUGUUGGGGCUGCCUGCCACUCUGAGCAAGGGGAUCGGCCCUCCCCAAUUCUGCUCAGCUGUGGGAUCCCCUACGACGUGGCGCAGAAUGCCUUGCGUCUGAGUGUGGGGCGGGACACCACCCGGGCAGACGUGGACCUGGUUGUGCAGGACCUCCUGCAGGCUGUGGCGCAGCUGGACCAGGACCAAGCCCCAUAGAGGAAUUGCUC
Eurypyga helias (sunbittern) is the source of this 1028-nucleotide messenger RNA. RefSeq names its product selenocysteine lyase (gene SCLY). The annotation marks the transcript as partial. The transcript has 9 exons. The record is from RefSeq and is a predicted model, not a curated record. NCBI's taxonomy places the organism in Eukaryota, Metazoa, Chordata, Aves, Eurypygiformes, Eurypygidae.